Messenger RNA from Haliotis rubra (blacklip abalone), 2524 nucleotides. Its product is annotated as macrophage-expressed gene 1 protein-like. The coding region runs from base 52 to 2238 and encodes 728 amino acids. The record is from RefSeq and is a predicted model, not a curated record. NCBI's taxonomy places the organism in Eukaryota, Metazoa, Mollusca, Gastropoda, Lepetellida, Haliotidae. The transcript has a single exon.
AAAUGAGGAAGUAAAUCACAACGAGAGAGGGUGUUGAGAUCGACAGUCGACAUGUUGAGCUUCGUCCUCGUAGUCAGUGGUGUGGCCAGUAUAUUAGGGGGUGAAGUGCUUGACUCUGGAAACAAACCUGAGUUUCCCAUCGGUGACGUUCGAGCGUGUUACAGAGAUAACCAAAAACUUGAGCGUUUUGAGGUUCUGCCUGGUCAAGGCUGGGACAACCUGCGGAACGUGGACUCCGGCCUCGUUGUCGUCUACAACUACUCCAGGUGUCGGACAACUGAAGACGGCCGUUACCUCAUCCCUGAUACAGUCAACACCAUCCCUUUGAAGGCAAGUAAGCUGAACGUUUAUGCUGAACUAAUCUCUCACUGGUCCAACUAUACCAGUACCACGGCUCACGGUGUAAAUAUCGACGCGGGUCUUCAUUUUGACUCGGUGAAAGUCAGUGGUACAUUUUCUUCGGGCUAUGAGAAUGUGAAGUCCAAACAGAUAGGUGAUAGGUCCUACACAACCCGAGUCCAACUGAGAUACGUUCGCUACUCAGCCAAGCUGCAGCCCGACGCCGCUCUUCAUCCCACGUUCAAGUCUCGUCUGCUCAGUAUCGCGGGAAGUCUGCAACUGAACAAGACGGACCAAGCACGCUAUGACAGUGAACUUCUUGUGCGGGACUUCGGUACACACGUCAUCACCAAUGUAGAUGCCGGUGCCGCCUUGGUGCAGGAGGACCAGGUGUCUGCGGAAUUUGUGAACAGCAGGAAAUUCUCAAAGAGUCAAAUAACGACUGGAGCGAGUGCUUCUUUUUUUGGGAUUUUCAGUUUCGGUGUUUCUUAUCAUUCUUCUACGUCCAAUGAAGUGAAGACAGCAUAUGAACAGCACAGAUCCUCCUCUCAGAUCGAUACUCUAGGAGGUCCUAUGUUCAAGGCCUCCAACUUCACAGCCAACGACUGGACUAACGAGGUUGACUAUGAACUGGUGGCCGUGGAUAGGUCUGGAGACCCCCUCUUCUUCCUUAUCAACUCUGCCUCUCUCCCCGAGCUUCCCAACUCCAUCCUUUAUCAACUUCAGAACCUUGUUCAGGAGACAAUUCUGCAUUACUAUGAGUUUAACACAUACAGGGGAUGUACUGAACUGGACUCGCCUAACUUCAGCCCUGCCGCCAACCUGGAUGACGGAACGUGUAAAAGUCCCUACACUAAUCUGACAUUUGGUGGAGUUUUUCAAACCUGUAGUAUGUCCUCAGGAUCAAACAACGGCGACCUCUGUUCUGGCCUCGACCAAGUGAACCCUAAGACAGGAGGACAUACCUGUCCAGAUGGGUAUGAACCAGUAGAACUGCACACAGGACGCCUGUCCGACUCGAAGUCGGUCCACUCUUGUCACUCCUGCUGGCUGUUCUUCAAGUGUUGCCACGACAACUAUUACCACAGCGAGGCAACCUACAUCAUGCAUUGGUGCGCAGCUACGGGUCCGGUGUCUCAGGAGACUGGUUACCUCUUCGGAGGCCUGUACACGUCACAGCUUAACAAUCCUCUCACUCAAGGAAAGACUUGCCCUGUCAACUUCUACACUCGCACCCUGGGGAAGGACCUCCACAUCUGUAUCAGUGAUGACUACGAGCUGGCUAUGAAGUAUUCCAUGCCAUUCGGAGGUUUCAUCAGCUGUACAACUGGUAACCCCCUUGCUAUGACCCCUAAACCUGAGGGUAACAAGAACUCGGCCUUGCCAUCACUGCACUCGUUCUUCCAAAAAUCCAAAAGCUGGCCCAAGCACUGUCCUAAAGGCUACAGUCAACAUCUGGCCUACGUCGAUCAAGGCUGUGAGAUCAACUAUUGCCUGAAGGCGGGUUCCUUGUCAGAAGUUGGACUUCCCAAAAUCCGUCGGCCGCCAUUCCAGUCUGCUCCUCUGUUGCUCCCAAGCACUGACAAUCAGGUGGUGUUUGACCCCUUGACCCUGACUUGGCGUAAAAAUCAAGAGGCAAUGCAGUUCAUCAAUGCACAGGGCGGUGAGGCCACUUCGUCGUCUACCGGAAGUGCUAUGUCUGCUGGGGCAGCAGCUGGAAUCGCUGUGGCUGCUACUCUCGGGUGUGUCGUCAUCUCCACCCUCAUCAUCGUUCUUAUCAAGCGACGUCGAAAGUCAUCGUCGGUAUAUCGCAAGCUUGCAAUUGACGACCCCCUUCUGUCUCCACAAAUUAACUAUGGUUCAACCGGAAGUGAUGCUGUCAAUGUAAACGUAGAGUAAUCUCACUGGAACUCAAGGUGAUUUUCAAUUCUUUUCCAAUGAAGGACUAGUUUACAAGGACUUAUGGGGAACUACCUGUGCCCAACAUUCUCUGUUUAUGAACAAUUUGCAUCCUAUAAAAUAUCCUUUGUCUACUUUGUCAUAGUAUCAGGUGCAAUAAUACGCCACUUCCCUCUUGCAAAGCCGAGACGCCAUCAUGGUUAUAAUAGGUUCUUAAUGAAUGAUAUCCAUUGUUUACAAUGUAAAAUAAUUCCGAUUUAUAACCAUAAAAUGAUAUUGUCUUGAA